GGUCACCGGUCACCACACUGAAAUUCAAAAAAACACAAUUGAAAUUCCCGAAACCCCAAUUCAAAAACCUCAUCUCUCUCUCUCUCUCUCAAUCACUCCCUGGAUCGAGAGAGAAAUGGAGACGAUGCUAAUCGACUGUGUACAAAACAGUCUCCGUCACUUGCUCUACCGCAACGCUAUUUUCAUGUGCGAGCGUCUCUGUGCUGAGUUUCCUUCCGAGACAAAUUCGCAACUGCUAGCAGCGUGUUACUUGCAAGACAAUAAAGCGUACUCUGCUUAUCAUAUUCUAAAGGGAACACAACAGCCUGAAUCCAGAUAUCUCUUUGCCAUGGCAUGCUUUCAGAUGGAUUUGCUAAAUGAAGCUGAAACAGCACUGUGUCCUGCUAGCGAGCCUAGUGCAGAGGUUCCAAAUGGUGCUGCUGGUCAUUAUCUUAUUGGUCUCAUCUAUAGGUAUACUGAUAGAAGAAGAAGUGCUGUGCAUCACUUUAAACAAGCCUUAUCAGUUGACCCAUUAUUUUGGGCGGCAUAUGAAGAGCUGUGUGUAUUAGGUGCUGCUGAAGAGGGGAAUGCAAUUUUUGGUGAAUCAGCAUCACUGUAUGUUCAAAAGCUAUACUCGGGUCAUGCUGUGGUUUCCCAGAGCAUGCUGUCAUCUACUGAAAAUAAAAUUUCAGUUUCGGUGAGAAAUUUAAGUCCACAUGACCCAAGUCCAAGGCAAGUAAAGAAUAUGCACAGUAAUACUUUGAAAGAUAACUCUGGAAGUUAUCAUGGAACAGCUUUGUCUGUAGGAGCUUCUGGUCAGUUUAUCAAUGGAAGUUCUGCCAAUAUGACGUUUUACAGCACUCCUUCUCCAAUGACUGCACAGAUAUCAGCUGUUGCUCCGCCUCCUAUAUAUAGAAAUAUGCAAGCAAAUGGUCCACAUCCGAGCUUACUUGGUAAUGAUGGGUCCUCAAGGUCCACAAUAAACACAACUAUGCAAGCCCCUCGAAGAAAGUUUGUGGAUGAGGGAAAAUUAAGAAAGAUUUCAGGAAAGUUAUUUGAUUCAGGCCCAAGACGAAGCACGAGACUUGCUGGAGAAUCAGGACCCAACACAGGCUCAAGUACAGCAUCAUCUACUGGAAAUGGAACUAGUCACUCCUCAAAGUAUCCUGGUGCCUCAAAGUUGGGCUCUGUUGCAUCUCGUUCUGCGACUUUCCGGAAGGGACAAGCUCGGGGUUCUGAAAGUACUGAUGAAGGGGUUCAACAAGAGAAUUAUGAUGAUUCCCAUCCUAGUAUAACGACAAGUUCCACAUCAUCACUUGCAUGUGAUACCAAAUCCCUUGAAGAAGGGAUCUUGAUGACCACAGGGGGGAUUAUUAUGAGUGAAUCACAAGCUAUAACUGGCGCUUCAGACUUAAUAACACUCUUGGCUAUUCUUGGGGAAGGUUAUAGACUUUUGUGCAUGUAUAGUUGCCAGGAUGCGCUGGAUGUUUACCGAAGACUUCCGCAUAAGCAUUAUAACACUGGCUGGGUCCUUUCUCAGGUCGGAAAAGCACAUUUUGAGUUGGUUAAUUAUUUGGAAGCUGAUCAUGCUUUUAGUCAGGCUCGUCUGAUCUCUCCCUACAGUUUGGAAGGAAUGGAUGUAUAUUCUACAGUUUUAUUUCAUUUAAAGGAGGACAUGAAAUUGAGCUACUUGGCUCAGGAGCUGGUGUCAACUGACCGCUUAGCUCCUCAGGCAUGGUGUGCUAUGGGUAACUGUUAUAGCUUGCAGAAAGACCAUGAAACUGCUCUUAAGAAUUUCCAGCGUGCUGUUCAGCUAAACCCACGAUUCGUUUAUGCCCACACCCUUUGUGGUCACGAAUAUGUGGCCCUAGAGGAUUUUGGGAAUGGACUCAAGAGCUACCUAAGUGCUCUACGAGUUGAUGAAAGGCAUUAUAAUGCCUGGUAUGGUCUUGGUAUGAUUUUCCUUCGCCAAGAGAAGUUUGCGUUUGCAGAGCAUCACUUCAGGAAGGCUUUCCAUAUAAAUUCACGCUCUUCUGUUAUUAUGUCUUAUCUAGGGACUGCUUUGCAUACCUUAAAGAGAAGUGAUGAAGCUUUAUUGAUGAUAGAGAAAGCUAUUUCAGCUGAUAAGAAGAAUCCUCUUCCCUUGUAUCAGAAGGCUAAUAUACUUACAAGUAUGGAAAGAUUUGUAGGGGCUCUAGAAGUCCUUGAGGAGCUAAAAGAUUAUGCCCCUCGUGAAAGUAGUGUGUAUGCUUUGAUGGGUAAGAUAUACAAAAGAUGCAAUAUGCAUGACAAGGCCAUGCUUCAUUUUGGACUAGCGCUAGAUUUAAAACCAUCCGCGACAGAUGUUGCAACUAUCAAGGCUGCCAUAGAGAAGCUGCAUGUACCAGAUGAGUUGGAGGAUACCUUGUGAAUUCACAUAGUAUUUCAGUGCAAAAGUAGAGAUGUUGUAAAUUAUUCGGCUUAAUGUACCAUCUCCUUGAGGCCUGGCCUGCUUGCGCUUUCGGAAAGUGGUGGAUUAGUUUACCUAAUCUUUUAGGCUUUCAUUUAGUUUUGUAACCAUGUAUUUACAGUUUUGUUUUGUAUUCGAUCAAGUAGUAUACUAGCUUAGGUAGAUAUCAAGGAUUAGAUUGAACAAUACUUGUAAAAGAAUUUGUACCAAUGUCAAGAUGGCAUGUUUCAAAAUAUGUACUCAGUUAUCCGUAGCAUACACAAUUCGUAUAA
Daucus carota subsp. sativus is the source of this 2700-nucleotide messenger RNA. Its product is annotated as cell division cycle protein 27 homolog B. Gene Ontology annotation, biological process: metaphase/anaphase transition of mitotic cell cycle; cell division; protein ubiquitination. Gene Ontology annotation, cellular component: cytoplasm; anaphase-promoting complex. The transcript has 16 exons. Bases 116 to 2389 code for a protein of 757 amino acids. The record is from RefSeq and is a predicted model, not a curated record. NCBI's taxonomy places the organism in Eukaryota, Viridiplantae, Streptophyta, Magnoliopsida, Apiales, Apiaceae. Gene Ontology annotation, molecular function: protein binding.